Penicillium vulpinum is the source of this 1563-nucleotide messenger RNA. Its product is annotated as phosphatidate cytidylyltransferase. The coding region runs from base 1 to 1563 and encodes 520 amino acids. The record is from RefSeq and is a predicted model, not a curated record. Gene Ontology annotation, cellular component: mitochondrion. The transcript has a single exon. NCBI's taxonomy places the organism in Eukaryota, Fungi, Ascomycota, Eurotiomycetes, Eurotiales, Aspergillaceae. Gene Ontology annotation, molecular function: phosphatidate cytidylyltransferase activity. Gene Ontology annotation, biological process: CDP-diacylglycerol biosynthetic process; cardiolipin biosynthetic process.
AUGGUUGCUUCUCGAGGAGCUAACCCCAGCUCUCUCUGGCGCCCUCGCACCCUUCUCUCAUCACCACGCAUUGUUCCUUCUCCGGCUCGUUUUCUGUCAUUCAAUCGCAAUCCGAUUACUCCCUACAAUGGUCGACUCUCGGCAAAUAACGGUGUUUCGGCAUCACAUCUGCUAUGCAAGGUGACCACCAACAAAUCAUCCUCCUCCUUAUUUUCGACAUCUUCGUCUUCGCUGCUAUCCGACUCGAACUGGGACGAGAAUCCGAACUUAUCAAUUACCAAUUUCUCGGAACUUCCCUCGAAGGACUUCGGAGUCAACCAGCACAUGAUCAUAAACCAAGAUUUCAAGGAGGCUUUGCGAAUGAUCCUUUGGCAGUUCAAAGCACCAAUUCGAUAUGCAUUUGCUUAUGGAUCGGGUGUCUUUCCGCAGAAUGGCAGUGGAGCUCCGUCCAGCUCACUUCACCCCUCGGCACCCACAGCUAUCCAGAAUAUGCAAAAGGGCUCCGGGAAGAUGAUCGACUUCAUUUUCGGAGUGUCAUACUCCCAGCAUUGGCACGAUCUCAAUCUGAACCAACAUCGUGAUCAUUAUUCUGGAUUGGGCUCGAUGGGGUCUUACGUGGUCUCCCAAGUACAGGACCGCUUUGGUGCGGGUGUCUACUUCCAUCCUUAUAUCACCGUGAAUGGGACGAUGAUAAAAUAUGGUGUAGUGAACCUAGAUACAUUAUGUCGAGAUCUCACCCAGUGGGACACCAUGUAUCUCGCCGGUCGUCUGCAGAAGCCCGUCAAGAUCUUGCGGGAUCACCCGAAGGUGCGAUUGGCUAACCAGAUGAACCUGUUGUCGGCUUUGCGGGUCGCACUACUGCUACUGCCAGAAAGAUUCAGUGAGUUCGAGCUAUAUAGCACAAUUGCAGGUAUGAGCUAUAUGGGAGAUCUGCGCAUGGCCCUCCCAGCCGAGGAUCCCAGCAAGGUGCGAAAUAUUGUUUCAGGACAAAUGGCGCACUUCCGCCGGCUCUAUGCCCCCCUCAUUGACACUCUGCCCAAUGUCACUUUCCAAGAUCCCCGCUGCAACAACGAUGAUUGGAUUGAUGACCCGAACGUCAUCUUAGCCAUGGAGCAAGAUAUGGAUCCGGUAAAGCGUGGUAACAUGGUUCGUCGUCUGCCUGAAUCUUUCCGGCAAAAAUUGUACUUCCAAUACCAGUCUCGCUUUGGAAUUCCUCGAGCCGAUUUCAAUAAGAUGAUUCAGGAGAGCAAGGAUGCAGAUGAGGUUCUUCGCCGGCCUCAAGGUGGUUCGUUCGAGCGACGGAUUGCCGGUGAUGAUUUCCUUCAGGAGGAGGUCUCCAAGUCCAUUGAGAAGACAAUUCGCUGGCCAAGUACUGUGCAGACGAUCAAAGCGCCGUUCACGGCAGGCCUUGGUAAAAGCUGGACUUACCUGAAGGAGAAACGCGACAAGCACAAGAAAUCCCAGAUGGCAGCCGCUUCAGCACUUGAAACCCCUCCUGGGGUGAAUAAGUCCCCCACUCCGGCACACAAGCCGUCAGAGCCGAAGGAAACGAAGAAAGAAUAG